Molecule: messenger RNA, 1144 nt
Organism: Anguilla anguilla (European eel)
Lineage: Eukaryota; Metazoa; Chordata; Actinopteri; Anguilliformes; Anguillidae
Product: ATP synthase subunit gamma, mitochondrial-like
Exons: 9
Coding region: 120-998 (292 amino acids)
Biological process (GO): proton motive force-driven ATP synthesis
Molecular function (GO): proton-transporting ATP synthase activity, rotational mechanism
Source: RefSeq, a predicted model, not a curated record
AUACUGUAAAAUUUUUAAUACGCAAUUUUCGUCACCGUUCAAUGACGUUAUUUUACUUCUGAAAGUAGUUGUCGACAGUGCGCGGCACGCCUGAGACCAGGACCAGGACCAGGACCAGAAUGUUCGCCAGAACUUAUUCGGCGGUGUUCCUACCAAAAUGUGGCCAGGUCAGGGACAUGGCUACCAUGAAGGAAAUCACCCUUCGGCUGAAGUCCGUCAAGAGCAUCCAGAAAAUCACCAAAUCCAUGAAGAUGGUGGCGGCCGCCAAGUACGCCAGAGCUGAGAAGGCCCUGAAGCCCGCCCGCGUGUACGGCACCAGCGCUCUCGAGCUCUAUGAGAAGGUGGAGAUUAAGGCUCCUGAGGACAGGAACAAGCACGUGGUCAUCGGUGUGUCGUCGGACCGCGGCCUGUGUGGUGCCGUCCACGCCAACGUGGCCAAGGCCGUGAAGCGCGAGGUGGGCAGGCUGACUGGAGUCGGCAAGGAGGUGAUGCUGGUGAACGUGGGAGACAAGCUGAGAGGUCUGCUCUACAAGACCCACGGGAAGCACGUCCUGCUGAACUGCAAGGACGUGGGCCGCAAAACGGCCACCUUCUCCGACGCCGCCGCCAUCGCCACCGAGCUGCUCGACUCCGGCUACCAGUUUGACCAGGGCACCAUCUUCUUCAACAGAUUCAAGUCAGUGAUUUCAUACACGACGGUAGAGAAGCCGGUGUUCUCCAUGGACACUGUGGCAAGUUCAGAGGCCAUUGGCGUGUAUGAUGACAUCGAUGCGGACGUGCUGAGGAACUACCAGGAGUUCGCGCUGGUCAACACCAUCUUCCUGGCCCUGAAGGAGUCGGCUGCCAGCGAGCACAGCGCCAGGAUGACCUCCAUGGACAGCGCCAGCAACAACGCCACGGAGAUGAUUGAGAAGCUGACCCUGAAGCUGAACCGAACCCGCCAGGCGGCCAUCACCAAGGAGCUGAUAGAGAUCAUCUCUGGCGCUGCCGUGCUAUAAACGUGGAGAAGCGCUUCCAGCCGCCAUUUUGUGCAGUGGGGGGUGCAGGUGCAGAAGAUGUACUGCCCAUCUGUCAACAGUUUACUGACUCGCCUACUUUUUUUUGAAGCACCUUAAAAGGAAAAUUAAACCUUUUUUUAAAGUUG